CCAUUCCUUCGUCCCGCUCUCAUCUACCGCCACAGCUUCGUUGCGUCCCCCUUCAUCACCACACAUAACUCUCCAGAUAGAGCGCUGGCCUUGUGCUGGACCUCAAGUUGAACUCGCAUUCGGUUCGAAUACGCCGAUCAAUAUCGCGGCCCGGAGGGAGCACGCGAUGACCACGCCUUGCCGCGAGCCGUCGUCGUUGUCGACGUCGCCGACGUCCAUGCCCACCCCGCCACCGUCCCCACCCUCGGCCCAGGCACAGACGAAGCGCGCUCAUGCGCUCCAAGAGCUGCUCUCCAGCGAGCGGGCCUAUGCAUCCGACCUCGCACUCAUCAACCAGAUCUAUGUCCCUCUUGCGCGGGGCGAGGCCCUAGCCCUCCCGACGCCUCCCGCCUCCCGCGCGUCGACCUCGUCCGACAACAGUGUCGAUGGGCUGCCUAUGCCUCCCGAGGACGUGGACGUCAUCUUCGGGAACGUCGCUGAACUCGCCGGGAUCGCCGCACAGCUUGCGCAGCGCCUCGAGCUGGGCGAGGAGGAUGUCGGGACACUCUUCUUACAAGUCACCCCGACGCUCGAAGCACCGUACGCACGCUACAUCACCCGACAUGACUACGCCGCCGAACGGCUGGCAGCUGUACCCCGCACCCCCGCGUACGAGCAAUACAUCGCCACCACUCAGGCACUCGCGGCGCGAUACACUACCGCGUGGGACCUUGCCUCCCUCCUGAUCAAGCCCGUCCAACGUCUGCUCAAGUACCCUCUUCUGCUCGGUGCCCUGUAUGAGGCUACACCCGAAUCCCACCCCGAUCGUCCUGCGCUGUACGAGGCCAAAUGCGCGCUCGAAGAAAUCGCCGGGCGCAUCAACGAGCAGCGUAGGAGGAAGGAGCUCGUGCUCGCAGUGCUCAAUGGCAAGCCCGGUCCGCAGCGCAAGCGCGUUGAGGAGGACCAUUAUGACUAUAGGCUCGUCUGCUGCCUAAGCAAACGCCUCUUCGCUCUUUGCCAGCAUAUCACGCAGUUCGCGCGCGCGAUUAUCGCGUAUGCAAGUGCCCUACACGACGCACACUCCGCACUCGACCAGUUCUCCCAGUCUUUCGCCCGUGCACUCGAUGCGACUGGGUCCGGUGGCGUCCAGGCGUACCUCUCGCUUGUCGCCAUUCUUCGCGACACCGAGCUCGAGACGGAGACCAUCCUCGGGCCACUCUUCCAGACGCUCAAACCCGUCAAGAAGGGCACCUACUUGUGCGCGGAGAUGUUCAAGCUUUCGGGCGCUCACCACGCGCUGCUUAACACGCCUGUCACCGCAGCCGGCGGGAGUACGUCUGCAGCCGCCAUCCGCGCCAGCCAGACGUACGUCGCGCUCCGGACUACCCUCGCGCAGGAGCUACCGGAGCUCGUCCGCCUCACGGAGAAGGCGCUGACGCUCUGUAUUGGCAAGCUUACGGAGCUGCAGGCGGAGUACUACCAUAGUUCGUCGGAGAUGUGGCACGACCUGUGGGACAAACUGCACGAGAAUGAGGCGCCAGACGCGGAUGUCAUGGCGCUCUAUGAGGAGCGUGUUAGUGGGCCAUUGUCCCGCAUACAGGCAUUGCGUAUAUGCGCGCCGCUCCCAGACAAGAAGCGUCGGAAGAGCGGUGGGCGGAGUGCGCCACAGGUGGAGGAAUCGUUCGUGACGCCGAUUCACGAGACGUUCACCCAGUCGUACACGCCGUCACGCCCGUCGCACUCUGCGCCCCGCCGAUCGGGUACGCCACCGCCUCCACCGCCCGACCUAUACACUUCCCCAAGCCAAUCAUAUACCACACCUACCCAAACCUAUACCACGCCACGCAUAGCGCACCCCUACGGCGCCGCUGCAUGGCCCCCUUCGCCCGGCCCAGAGGACGAAUCUUUCCAGUCAUAUUCCCGCUUUGACCCCGGUCGCGAUCCGGCGGAUAUGUCAGGAUGGGAAGACUCGCCGCGCACACCUCGCGACGAUGGCGCGUUCAGCCGGCAGCAGGACGCCGUGAACGGCAACUAUCUGUUCGCUGGCCACCCUUACGCCGCGUCCGCUGGGAACGUCUCCAACACGAAUAUAUCCGAGUUCUCUGGAGACGUUCUUACCGAUGAUAUUUCCGAAGUCGGCAGACUGUACGCUAUGCCUCCGUCGCCCAGGCACACCAUGGCGAUGGACAGCCCCAACUCCAGCAGGCUCCUCGUCCCAGAUAGCAGCACCUUCAGGUCCGAGAGCCCGCCAAGCCCGAGGGCGCUCAAGCGCAGAAGCAGUCCUAUUCUCGGAAGGAGUACGAGUCCCCUUGCGUGGCGGGAAAGCGGGUCGGAGACCUUGCUCGACCCGAACUCACCGUUGGAGCCGCUUCGCCGCAUAUCACUAGAGCCUGUACGGAGGAAGGAGGGUAUCGAGGAGCGGAAGUUGUCCGCGUCGUCAAAGGCCAGCGCGGUCAGCUCGGAGCUCAGCAGAAGUGCCAGUAAGGUCAAUCUUGCCAUCGCCGGCCUCGCUACGCUGUCGACGUCCCCAUCGGCAAAGUCGCCGCUAUCGUUGAAGUCGAAGUCACCCGCAUCUACUAAGUCGACUCCUGGGCCACACUAUGUGCGCGCGCGCGAUCGGGAGCGCGAGAUGAGCACGGAGUCGUGGAACAGUAGUAUGACGGGCUCGUCAUGGACAACCGUAGGGUCGGUAGCAGCGAGCCCGCCUAGAGCAUCGUCUGUCAAGAGCAAAGCAUCGGCAGCGUCAUCUGGCAACACCUUGCGUGACGAUGAACUGCGCAAUGUGAUGCUGGGCGGGAUGUCCUUGGGCAUGCACGUUGCGCCGCCUCGGCUGGAGAGCAAGAAAGGGAAGAAGGCUCCGGAGAAAGCGAAAGAACGCGCCGCGCCUGAGAGGAAGAAUACUGGCGACCUGCAGGAGGCGAAACCCGCGGAAGAUGAGCUGGAUGAGAAGGCGAGGCGCGUGCUGGAGUGGAACAACACCGUGCAGGAGAAGCGGCGGCAGAGAGAAGAGGAGAAGGCGCGCAAGGAGGAUGACAAGGCCCGGAAGGAGGAAGAGCGGGCGAAGAAGGAAGAGGAGAAGAAGAGCGAGCGGGAGCGCAAGGAGAGACUCAUUACUGAGGCGCGUGCCGCCCUCAGGUCCAAACCACCGUCGCUGCGGAGCUAUACCCCUGACUUGUUCUCUCGACCGCAUACACCGGACCUGCGCGCGGAGGAGAACAAGCCGGCCGAGGAUGCGGACGCGGAUGGCAGUCUCCCCGAAGGGCACCAUGAAGGUCGCUUCCGCAAGUUCACACGCUCGUUCCUGCACUCUCCUUCGCGUCGACCGAGCAGUGCAAGUCGGCGGGGAUUGGCGAGCCCUCUGAUGCUUGGCAUCUCGAGCGCAGACAUACCUCCCCUUGAGGAGGACGAGCUCCCGCCACUCGCGACCGCGAAGUCGAUGUCGAACUUGCGCCGCGCACCAAGUCGGAGGCGAGAAAGACCGCGUACCUCGUACGGUGGUUUCGAGAGCAGUCCGUCGCCGUCCGCUGCAUCAUUCGCAGAUGCCUCCCCUUCGUCAACACGACCGUCGCCUUCGAGCAGCACAUACCCUGGGCGCGAUUCUCUGUGGCCGACGGACGGCGCACCACAGCGAUCUCGCAGCACGCUUGAGGUGAAGGACCACAAGUCGCGCACGGCGAGCCUCUUCCGCUCCCGCAGCGCAAGAUCGUCGCGUCCAAAGGAGGAGACGGGUGCGGACUGGCUGCCAGAGGACAAGACAUACCUCGUCCGCGUCUUGCAAGCGUACACGCCCUCGCCAAAGCAUCACAGGCGGACGGGAUCUCUGCUCGGACGGCCAGACCUUGUGUAUCGUGGAUACCCCCUACUCUCGCUCGUCCCGGGCCAGAUUUUGCGAGUUCUGCAGGAGGCGGGACCCCCAAGCGAGCAUCCAGACUACCCGGUCUGGUGUGACGGUGGUGAGGAUUGCUUGCUUUUGUGUCGUCUUCCAGCGGACCAGCGAGAGGGGGACAAGCCUCACAAGGAGAAGAUAGGAUGGGCGUUGGCGAGUUUCCUGAACCUUGUGGACCCAGGUGAAGUGUCGUAAUAAGGCUGGUGGGUGCGCUCGUUCGGACGCGUUCUGAGUUAGGUGCUCUUCUUGGUUUUUGAUCUCUAGGUUAUCUCUACUGAUUUACUUGCUGAUUGUUUUGGAUCUAACUGCGCUAACGCUAGUAUACCACUCACUACACCUCAUUUAUGGCAACGUCUUUGCUUCAUUUGUAUAGAUGCAUGUACGUAGUACCCAACAUAUGUAUAAUAGAAUAAUUCAUGAUCUAUAAAGGCUGCCUGCUC
Messenger RNA from Schizophyllum commune H4-8, 4305 nucleotides. RefSeq lists its product as uncharacterized. The record is from RefSeq and is a predicted model, not a curated record. The transcript has 4 exons. Gene Ontology annotation, molecular function: guanyl-nucleotide exchange factor activity. The coding region runs from base 167 to 4060 and encodes 1297 amino acids. Lineage: Eukaryota; Fungi; Basidiomycota; Agaricomycetes; Agaricales; Schizophyllaceae.